Gadus macrocephalus (Pacific cod) is the source of this 1808-nucleotide messenger RNA. It is a transcript of the gene nphs1, whose product is annotated as NPHS1 adhesion molecule, nephrin. NCBI's taxonomy places the organism in Eukaryota, Metazoa, Chordata, Actinopteri, Gadiformes, Gadidae. Bases 313 to 1464 code for a protein of 383 amino acids. Gene Ontology annotation, molecular function: protein binding. The record is from RefSeq and is a predicted model, not a curated record. The transcript is spliced from 12 exons.
AUCUUCUUUCCUCCAGGGGGAGGGAGAGAUGGAGUUUGAGGAGGAGACCAUGGAGGAGGAGUUCGGCGUGUUGACCAUCCAGGAGGUCACGCGGGCUCACGCCGGACGCUACCAGUGCAUCGCCGAUAACGGCAUAGCGCCCCCUGCCAGUGCGGAGGUGGAACUGGUGGUGUGCUUCGGGCCCGAGAUCAAGAAGGGGGUGCAGUGGAGCAAGGUGGCCAGCAGGGGGGACGGCUCCGUGGAGGCGGAGGUGCUCUGCAGGGCGGAGGGCAUCCCCCGGUCAGCUUCUCCUGGGACAAAAACAACGUGCCAAUGGACUUCGAGAACCCCCGGUACGCAGAGCGCACGGUGAGGGACGGCUCGUUCUCCACCAGCACGGUGGUGGUGCUGAACGUCAGCGCGCUGCUGGACUACGCCCUGUUCACCUGCCACGCCAGCAACGCCCUCGGGGAGGACAGCCUGCAGAUACAGCUGGUCAGCACCAACCACCCGGACCCCCCCUCGUCCGUGGGCCUGGUGGGGGUCUCCUACAGCUCCGUCACCCUGGAGUGGAUCCCGGGCUUCAACGGAGGUCUGGCCCAGAGCUACCGUAUAAGGUACCGGGGGCCCCACAGCGACAGCUUCACCUACGUGGACGUCUUCCCUCUGUCCACCGCCGUGUACACCGUCACCAACCUGGCGCCGGGCACCACCUACAACUUCUCCAUCGCCGCCCUGAACGCCAUCGGAGAGAGCGGCUACGAGGACGCAGCGUCGCUGGUCGCCACCACCGACGAUUGGUUUGUGGAGGACCGGGCUGGCUCAGGUGAAGACACAGGACCUUCUGGCAUCCCGAUGUACCUGACCUCGACGCUGAGCGCUGUGGCCGUGGUCCUGCUGGCCUCCAACGCGGUGGGCUGCGUCCUGGGCUGGAGAUGGAGACAGAGGCGCCUGCACACUGGGAGAAGCACAACGUCGGACCAGAGCAGUGUGUUGGAUGAGAAAAAGAGCGAGGCGGCCGGGUCUGGGGGCACCGCGGGGGACGGCUCCGGGCGCUACGAGAGCCGGGAGAAGAUCAACGCCGCCGCCAGGCGGACGCUCAUCACCGACUCUGGAUCCGAGACGCAGAGCAACGUCUACGAGAGCUAUGGCGCGGAGAGUCAAAACUAUUACCCUUUAAGAGACUAUCGUCCACAGCUCCAACCCUACGCUGAGGAGACGCACAGGCCGGGUGAGACUGCACACUACAGGACUGAUCACGUGCACUAUCCCGUGCACUAUCCCGGUGAGCCUCCUGGUCAUGAGUAUGAGACGGUGAGAGAGUUUGGUUGGAGACCGGAUGUGCCAGAGACCCCCGCCUUGUUUCAUCCACCGGACCCUCCAGGCUGUCCUCAGGGGAGCAGAGGACUGCGUAGGCCGGCUGACGACGGGUUGACCUCCAGGGAUUAUGAAUUGCCCUUUGAACUCCGAGGGGAGCUGGUCUAAUGUUGACUCAUUACUCAGUGAAGUAUUAUAAUGCAGUGUCGAUUUGUCAAUAAAGGCAGAGUAUUGUACAAUACGAUAUUUGUAUGUUUAUUUUUUCUCUUGGAAAUAGAUCACGCACUUAAUUUAUAUGCAUAUUAUUCAUAUGCAUGUUUAAUGCCAAUUCUCUGAAACAGCUUUUAUAAUGUUGUAUUAGUUGAAAAUAGUCAUGCACUUCACUCUCAAACAUCUAUCCUAGUUCUCAUAUUUACCUUUGUCUAUUGCUGAGUUUCAAAUAUCAUAUGUUCCUUUUUGUAUUUACCAACUAGAUUUCCCUCCUCAGCUGAAUAAAGGGAUAUUAAAAAGGU